GGCCGUUGGAUGGGGUCUGGGGUACCGAGGGUCUCACCUGCCCCGGUCCCACUCCUAAGCCAUUCCGGAUCCUUGUGGUGUCCCUGGGCUCAUCGGGAGCUGGUGGUGCACGGGGGUGAGAGAGCACCGGGAACAGGAAGGCUGCUGGAACCCCGGGGCGGGAGGGGAGCCUGAGAGAGCAGAGCAAGAGUGGGGGAAGAGUCAUGGGGUCGCUACCGACGCACGCGGUAGGGAGCGAGGCGGGGAUCGGUAUCGGGACACACGAGGGGCGUGCCGGGGUCGGUCCCGCUACGCCGGGAAUGAGCCCACGGGCACGGACGGGCGCGUCCCCGGAGGAGCCGGAUCGCGGGGCGGGGUAGCCGGAGGCGAUCGCGGUGCCGGUCCCGGCAGUGCCUGCUCGGCUCCGCCCCUCCGCGCCCCGCCAGCCCCACUCCGGGCGGGGAGCAGGACCUGCCGGCGGCGGCCCUGGGGGUUCCGGCUCGGGUGCGAGCCUCCACCCUGCCGGUGACCCCCGGAUCCCUCCGGUGAUUCGCCAGCCCCCCGAGGAUGAAGACGCUGGUCCAGCUCUUCCUAACGCUGGUGUGCGCAGUGGUGGUGGCGGUGCUGUACAUCCUGCUGAGCUCCAAAGCCCGCGUACAGCCUUGCUGCCCAGGCCUGGGGCUGCGGGACAGCCCCACUACAUCCAGCAUCCGCAGCUUCCAGGGGUACAGCCGCGUUCCCGACGGGAAGCCGCUGGAGCGAGUGCUGUGCCGCCACUGUGCCAUUGUCUCCAGCUCGGGGCAGAUGCUGGGCUCGCAGCUAGGAGAGGCCAUCGACCGGCAGGAGUGUGUUGUGCGCAUGAACCAUGCCCCCACCGCCGGCUACGAGCGGGACGUGGGGACACGCAGCACUAUCCGAGUGGUCUCACACACCAGCGUUCCGCUGCUGCUGAGGAACCAGCCCUACUUCUUCCAACAGUCCCAGGAGACCCUCUACUUCAUCUGGGGGCCAGCAAAGAAGUUGAACAGGGAGAAGGUGGGCCCAACCUACCAGGCACUGCUCAAGGUGAUGGAAAAGUACCCCCAGCUGCAGAUCUACACCCUGACUGAGAAGAAGAUGACAUACUGUGAUGACGUCUUCCAGAAUGAGACAGGGAAGAACAGGAUGAAAUCCGGCUCCUUCCUGAGCACAGGCUGGUUCACCAUGAUCCUGGCCAUGGAGCUGUGCGAGCAAAUCCAUGUGUUCGGCAUGGUCAGUGACAGCUACUGCAGGGAGAAGAACCACUCCAGUGUGCCGUACCACUACUUUGAGAAGGGUAAGCUGGACGAGUGCAAGAUGUACCUGAUGCACGAGCUUGCUCACCAUGCAGGGCACCGCUUCAUCACUGAGAAAGCCAUCUUCUCUCGCUGGGCCAAGAGGAAGAACAUUGUCUUCAACCACUCAUCCUGGCUCUGCCAGUGCCACGUUGGACACCUUUUGCUAAGCCCUGGAGCGGGGAGUCUCCAUCUCUGCAGCAGCAGUGCCUGUUUCCCCAGCUGGUGGAUGGGCUGGGAACCCUCGUGUUGGUACAUGGGGCGCAUGAGCUGGACCCACGGAGCCCCAUCAGCUCCAAACACCUGCUUGGAUGGACCCAGGGAGACCCAGUUUUCCACCCACUCUACUAGGAGGAGUAUUUAAUGCAGGAUUAGACAUGCUGCUGGACUCCAGCAGGGCAUGGGCCACAAGCUGGUGCCUCUCACAAGGACAAAGCUCUACUGUGGUCCUUGCUCCACUUGUGCCCUCUGGACAGUGCUGGGUGUGGGGUGCAGGCAGCUGGAUCCAGGCUCUGCCUUCUGCUACUUGGUGCCUGCAUCCCCUCAGCUGGGAAGCCCUGAAGCCACACGGGCCCUAGGGGCUCCGAGUUGCCUUGUCACAAGUGUCCUUGGAUUCAGACCAAAGUAAACGUGCCUAUUAAAAUUGAUUUUAACUCAA
Messenger RNA from Corvus hawaiiensis (hawaiian crow), 1950 nucleotides. RefSeq names its product ST6 N-acetylgalactosaminide alpha-2,6-sialyltransferase 4 (gene ST6GALNAC4). Bases 547 to 1656 code for a protein of 369 amino acids. Gene Ontology annotation, molecular function: alpha-N-acetylgalactosaminide alpha-2,6-sialyltransferase activity. The record is from RefSeq and is a predicted model, not a curated record. Gene Ontology annotation, biological process: ganglioside biosynthetic process; oligosaccharide metabolic process. The transcript has 7 exons. NCBI's taxonomy places the organism in Eukaryota, Metazoa, Chordata, Aves, Passeriformes, Corvidae.